Molecule: messenger RNA, 492 nt
Organism: Aspergillus welwitschiae
Lineage: Eukaryota; Fungi; Ascomycota; Eurotiomycetes; Eurotiales; Aspergillaceae
Exons: 2
Coding region: 1-492 (163 amino acids)
Source: RefSeq, a predicted model, not a curated record
AUGCCGCUGUCUGCAAUAUGGACGAGAAGAGCAGCCAACGAUGCAGCAUCGAGCAUCUACAGCAUGAUCCCGGAAAUCAACCUGAUCGACCAUCAAAUUGCGCUGGCCCGGGGAACAACCAUGGCCCUGGAGACGACCCGUGUGCGGCUUCGGAAUGCCAAAAAGAACGGUCCACGUUCGUUGCGAGACACCUUGGAAGAGAAGUGGCGACAAUGGAAGCGCCAGGAAGAUGAGAACCGGUUCUUCCGCACAUGCCUCAGAAUCUUCGACGACCUCGCGGCCGUGGCAGUCGAGGUUUCCGAUGAUCUGAUCCUGCAGCAUGAAUUUGAACCCGAAGUCAGUCCAGUGGGAAACCGACGCAUCCUCCUAGGCAUGCACAAGCUACAAGAGGCCCUGGCCGACUCUCACGAUAAGGAAGCUCGAGCCAGAGAAGAAUGGGACCGUCGCCUGAACCUUCCCGAUAUCCGUGCCCCACUACCGCAGUGGAUAUGA